CCCUAUGAGAUACUGAUGUAUAUUAUAACCUUUCUAACUUUUCUUCAAUUCUCUACAAUGAAGUAUCAAUGGAAUACUUUGAUUUAUAAUACAUAUAGAAAUAUUUUUGUAGAAACAAGAAGAUAUGCAGGUCAUAGUAAAUGGAAAAAUAUUAAGGCUACUAAACAGGCUCAAGAUAGUGAAAAAUCAGCAAUAUUUAGAAACCUAGCUAUUAAAAUGAAAAGUGUGAUUAAAGAAACUGGCAAUUCAGAUCCAACGGAAAAUGUAAAAUUAGCACAGUUAAUUAAUCAAGCAAAAAAAAUUAAUAUGCCAAAAAAUACAUUAAAAUCAAUUUUAGACAAAUUAGAAAACACAAAGAAAAAUGGUUCAACUUAUGUAAUAUCUGCUCGCAUUUCAAAAGAAGUUAUGCUUGUUCUUUAUAUUGUAACCGAUAAUAUUACUGACAAAAAAUUACAAAUCACUUAUAUAUUAAAAAAAUUCAAUGCCAAAAUUGUAGAUUCUUCAGCCCUAUUCAACUUGUUUGAUUGUACAAGUUAUAUUAUAGCUUCUAAAAACUGUAAUUUGGAUCAAGCAAUGGAAGAUGCAAUAAUAGCUAAUGCAGAAGAAGUAGAAGAAAUAAAAUAUGAAAAUAAUGAAUGUUUUAAGUUCACAGGUGAAUUUCUUCAGCCAGAAAAAAUCCUAACUCAAUUAGAAAAUCUAGGAUAUACUAUACUUUCAAUAAAAAAUGAAUGUAUACCAAAUACUAGAGUUCAAAUAUUAAAAGAAGAUAUAGAAGUUAUUAGAAAAUGUAAAGAAAAACUUUUAGCAGAAAUAAAAGAAAUUGAAAAAAUAGAAGAUAAUAUUUUGGUAUCUUAAAUUAAAAAUUGUAAUUAUUACAUAAUAAUAUUAUCAAUUGAUCAAAUUUAAAUCUUUUUGUAUAUAUCGGAAAAUAAUUUAACAAUAAUUUAAAAAAA
This is a messenger RNA of Apis mellifera (honey bee), 953 nucleotides long. RefSeq names its product probable transcriptional regulatory protein mhp472. NCBI's taxonomy places the organism in Eukaryota, Metazoa, Arthropoda, Insecta, Hymenoptera, Apidae. Bases 16 to 855 code for a protein of 279 amino acids. The transcript is spliced from 4 exons. Gene Ontology annotation, cellular component: mitochondrion. The record is from RefSeq and is a predicted model, not a curated record.